This is a messenger RNA of Morone saxatilis (striped sea-bass), 3026 nucleotides long. RefSeq names its product MOB kinase activator 1B. The record is from RefSeq and is a predicted model, not a curated record. Gene Ontology annotation, biological process: hippo signaling; positive regulation of protein phosphorylation. NCBI's taxonomy places the organism in Eukaryota, Metazoa, Chordata, Actinopteri, Moronidae. Gene Ontology annotation, cellular component: nucleus; cytoplasm. Gene Ontology annotation, molecular function: protein kinase activator activity. The coding region runs from base 289 to 939 and encodes 216 amino acids. The transcript is spliced from 6 exons.
AGAAGUGAGCACUACAUUCAGUACGCUGCUGCCUCUCAGCGUACCGAGCAGCAUCCAGUGGACCAGUCUGUCUACAAUUUCUAGUCUUUUCUCUAACAUUUUCUGUACUUAUUUCUUCUACAGUGACAGUUAUUUGUGAUUUCUUUCCCCCCUCACAAGGACCGCUUAAGGAAGACCGAGAAGAAAACCGAGAACGACUGAGACUAGAGAGUUUUUUUUUUAACCAUCCCUUCGGUCUGCUUGUUAGCUUAUUUGCCAAGAGAGUUAUUUUCUGCGGUCCGAGGAAACAUGAGCUUUCUCUUUGGAAACCGUUCAUCCAAGACGUUCAAGCCCAAGAAGAAUAUCCCGGAGGGUUCUCACCAGUACGAGCUGUUGAAACAUGCAGAGGCCACGCUGGGAAGCGGAAACCUGCGCAUGGCAGUCAUGUUGCCCGAGGGCGAAGACUUAAACGAGUGGGUCGCAGUCAACACUGUGGAUUUCUUCAACCAGAUCAAUAUGCUGUAUGGCACUAUCACAGAUUUUUGCACAGAGGAAAGCUGUCCGGUCAUGUCUGCUGGUCCUAAGUACGAGUACCAUUGGGCUGAUGGAACCAACAUCAAGAAGCCCAUCAAAUGCUCAGCUCCCAAGUAUAUUGAUUACCUCAUGACCUGGGUGCAAGACCAGCUCGAUGAUGAGACACUUUUCCCUUCAAAGAUCGGCGUCCCGUUUAAGCGAAACUUUAUGUCCGUGGCAAAGACCAUCCUGAAGCGUCUGUUCAGGGUCUACGCUCACAUCUACCACCAGCACUUUGACUCUGUCAUGCAGCUGCAGGAGGAGGCCCACCUCAACACAUCAUUCAAACACUUCAUCUUUUUUGUUCAGGAGUUCAACCUCAUUGACAGGAAAGAGCUGGUCCCGCUUCAGGAGCUGAUUGAAAAACUGACAACCAAGGACAGAUAAACAGCAGUGUAAUCCUUAUUUUAUUGGUCUUCUAGUUUUUGCACAGAUACCCACCCCACCCUGGCUGUAUGUAUGCAGUAUAUACUAUAUUUCCAUUUGGGGAAAUGUUUUUAAUAAGGCCAGGACGAAGGAAGGGUCUUGAUAGAUUUAAGGCACCAGGACUAAUGCAAUCAGGGAUUACACGCUUAAUUGAACAAACCACAGAUUAACAUAUUGGAGAAAAAGGUUUUAGCUGUAUGGAAAGAUCCCCAGUAUUCAGUCAGGGCUGACAUUUAGGAGAAUAUAGACAUAUGUUCAUUAGUUUUCUAUUACACUGCACAGAUGUUUAGUUUCAUUUGGAUUUAUGGCAACAGGAGGCAUGUCCAUGCUUUUAGAUUCCCAUUUCCAACUCACCCACAGGGAACAAUAGUGUCUAAGCAGAGUUGCUGUAUUAUAGGAGGGCUUUGUUGGUGUGAUGGUGAAAAAUUAAGCCAGGCCUUUAAGCCAGUUUAUUGGCAGUAACUAGCUAGUUAUUUUAUGAAUUAAUCUACAUAGAAGGACCUGGGUUGCAGUCUACUACUGUUCACAUCUGUUAUAACCCACAUCUUUCAAUACAAAAGAACCCUAAGUGCCUCGCAUGGCUCAUAAUUGCCCUAUAUCAACAGUGAGAACUGUAACAAGAUAUAACGGCCAUAUAACACUAACUUGAUUGACAAAACAUUAAAUUUUCCACGUCACCUCCCUUUAAGUUUCUGUGGUUCUUAAUUCUCUCUUGCAUCCCUUUUUUUGAUUUGUACUGUAACUUGGUUCAAAAGUGGAUUUUCUCUGUAAAUCCACAGUCACCAACCAUGUCCUUAUUUAGUUAGAAAAUCUUUUUACCAAGUGUUCUGUGCAGGUUAUGAUAAAUGAAUGUGUUGAAGGACAUAGAAGUGAGGCUAGAAUAUUGUUGUAGCAGGGACUAAAGAGGAACUAAACUUUUAGCAUUUUAUAGCGACAUGUUCCUGUGUACUAGUUUCUUCCCCCAAAAACACUUAAAGUAGAAACAAAAUUUUUAGGAAAAGUCUUCAAGGGAUCUAAAACCUUAAAUUGUAUAUAAAUGUUGGGAAAUGGACUUAGAGACCUGUGUUUAAAGUCACAACCUCCACUGUUUAAAAAUACAAGUACUUUGAAUUGGAUUAUGCUGCAUCCCUUGUUAUCUCACGAGCCAUAAAGCACUUUGAACAAUUUUCCUGACCUCUCUCGCCUGAAUGUUUAUUCUGCAUAGACCGUGCUUUGUGAGAAGCUGUGUCAUGUGACUGAUCAUAGUUCCUCCCUCAUAUUUCCCCCAAAUGAAUGUUGAAUUGCUUAACCGCCGCUGAAUUUGGCUAUAAGGCACAAGUGAGAUUUCUUAUGCUUUUUGUAUGGUCUGAGUUGUUUGUUGCUGUGCUUCAAACAGCAGAUGCAUGCCCCCUUCCCAAUCUCAAAGUGUAGUUUACUAUGCAAUAAUCGACACUAAACACUAAAAGGGUUACCAGUUGGCUCGUUCGUACUUUAUCUAUUAUUAAUUUUCCUUUUAGAGUGCUUAAAUUCUGGUGUUUGAUAGAAAUAAAAUUGCUUCUCUUUCAGGUUUGGUUUCAAAAACAGUGAUAUGAACAUUUUAUAUAUCUUCUUAUCUGAAAUUUGUCAGAGAGGUGUAAUGCUUCAAUGCACACAUGUACAUACUGAGGGUUAGACCUGUCUUAAAACUAAUUUUCAGCGAGCAUGGAGUGGUAGCUUUUGGUUUAAAGAAUGCAUCGAGUCUUUUUAGAGGCUGCUUCCCCUCCCUUUAUUUGGAUAUUAAGAUAUUGUUUGUUUUAAUUGUUGAGUAUUUUUUUCCACUUCCUUAGCUAGCUAUUAUGAAUGUUACUGCUCACCAGAUCUCCGAAAAAUGUAAUAGAAAAAUCAGUCAUCCUGAAAGCAUCUCAUCCUUAUGAAAUGCCCAUAACAUAGCCUAUUACCUACAGUUUUUCCUCCUUGACUGUAAUAAUUGAUGAAAUGUUUGUACAUAAUGGCUUGGUAGGGGUUUUCAAUGCUACUGAAUUCAUUUAUGCUGUUUACAAGGCAAAUAAAGGUGGUCUUGACUCUUUGAA